UACACAUAAUGGAUGGAUAUAAUAACCCCAUCAUUUAAUGUAUUUAGGCCAAGCCACUCAUUGUGGAGCAGUACACUCAUUGUGGAGCAGUACAUUCUAUGACUUCAGUGUGUAGGUUCAAAUCGCACUCAGUUUACUGUGUAAAACACAAUAUAGGACAUCAAAGAUUAUGAAGAAAAAGCAUCAUGGGACUGUUAAAUGAUCAAAGAAGAAACUGGUCUUUUAUCUACAAGGACUGAAGGAUGAUGUCGUAAAGGCAUAAUUAUGAGUACUUUUUGCUUGUUUGGGCCAAAUUGUUUGGUGUUACGGAUGGGCAAAUUAAUAGAUGAUUAGUAUUUUGUCACUUCUGAAGAACUGAUGGAUUAUUAUCAUGGAGUAAAGUAAAUGGCUACCUAGUCCACUGGCUAAAGUAUAUUCCAGAAGAAGACUCUUACCAUAAUAGAUAAAGGUUUCCCUGAUUUUCCAGGGAGUGCUCCCCCCCUUUAGUAAUGGAGGUACUGCAAUGCGACGGUUGUGACUUCCGUGCAGACUCGUACGACGACUUGAAGAGCCACAUUCAGGAAGUGCACACUGUCUUCCUGCAGCCUGCUGACGCAGACGAGUCAGACUCUCUGAGAGAGGAGCAGGAGGAGGAAGAAGACGAAGAAGACAAGCAGGCGGAGGAUGAAGCAGGAGUGCAGGAAACCGGGAACAAGGAUGACAAGAAUUACACACCACCUAAAGCUGGAAUGAGUCCCGACUCUGCCGACAGCUCCAGCAAGACAUCGCCGAAGCAAAUUGGUGAAACCCAUUUGCUGUUCUACCAGUGCAAGUUCUGCGUCCGUUACUUCAGAUCCAAGUCGUUCUUGAGGAAUCACACCAAGAAGGUGCACAAUGUUGUCGAGGAGGACGUGGUCGCACAGAUAUCCUCGCAGACAGACAAUUCCAAUUCCAAAAUGUAUUCCUGCCAGUAUUGCACAUACAAGUCUCCGCGCAAAGCAAGGAUGAUGAAACACCAUGUUACGUAUCAUAGCAAAGCCCCUGCUGGCUCAGCUGCUGCACCAGAGACUGCAGAACUAGAUGAAGAGUCGGGGGCAUCCAGCGACCUUUCGAGUGGGACGUUUGCCUGUGAAUGGUGUGAUUAUCAGACUGACCUGAAGGCCAGCUGGACCAACCAUAUAGUAAAGGAACAUGAUGACAAGGUCAAAAUAGUGUCCAGUGUUCCUGAGCCAGAAGGAGACAUCUGUGCAGCAACCUCACUUAAACCAGAUUCUCCCUCCCAAAGUCCUACGAGAUCAAACACAGCAUUGUCUGAAGGACAUGAGGAUCCAAUGACGGAAAUGCUUGAAAACACAUCAGCACAGACUCCUGCGGUCACACCUGCUAGUGCAGGAUGCUCAGUUUCACCCAGGAGGCCAAACAGUGGAAGUGAGAUAGACGCCAGCGUACAAAAUGAAGAGGAUUCAAGAAGCAGCUUAGAAGGUGAUGAUGAAGAGCUUGGUGAUAUAGAUGAUCCUAGCUACACUGGAACGCUUUCAGCAGAUGCGAAACAGCUUUUAACAGACGAGGACAAUAAGCUGCUGGAGACCAAAGGAAUUCCGUUCAGGAAAUACCAGAACCGUUUCCAAUGUCCCUUUUGCUCCUUCCUUACCAUGCACAGACGGAGCAUCUCACGCCACAUUGAAAACAUUCACCUCUCUGGUAAAACCACAGUGUAUAAAUGUGAUGAAUGCCCGUUUAUUUGCACCAGCCCUCUUAAAUUAGGCACACACAAACAGAGUCACUGUAACUCUGAUGUGGAGACCAUGGACCUGACGAGCGACAGCCCCGAACCUCACAAUGAUGGUACUGCAGAGCCCGUCAAUGGGGCAAAUGUAAGUAUGUCCAAGAUGAAUGGAAAAAAGUCAAUCAGCGUCUUAAAUGACCAGCAGAACCCACACCGCUGCACACUCUGCAACUACUCCACAACGACUUUAAAGGGACUGAGGGUUCAUCAGCAGCACAAGCAUUCCUACUGUGAUGACAUGGAUCCCACCGUCUCAGAAAGUCAGCUGGCCGACCAGCUGGACACGGACUUGGCGGCCUCGCCAACAUGUCUACAAAAAACCCAAACUUCUAUUUUAGGGCUUGCAACCAAAAAACCUUUGGUUGGUGGUAAACGAGCAAGAAAGUCCAUCAAUGACCUACCUUUGGAUUUGUCUUCAGUCAAAAAGAGAACAAGAAUUGAUGAAAUCGCGAGCAAUCUUCAAAGCAAAAUCAGCCAAAGUCAACAGGACGUGGUCAUAAAUCUGGAUGAAAUGGAUGACGAGGACAUGGGCGACCAUCACAGCAAUGAAGGAAGUAACCAUGAUGGCAAGAAUGCCAUCUUUGCAUACAACAUACUGCAGCCACACACAAGGGAUUCAUCUCACAAAGGAGGCAGGAUUGGAAAAAGAAAAAGCCACCCUAAAUCAAACACCAGGAGUCUACCGCUGUCCCAGACUCUUUCAGAUGAUAGUGAAAUCAUUUCAGGUGAUAUGAUUGAUGGCCGAGACGCUCCCCAAGAUAACAGUGACUAUUCCGUAGAUCCUGGAAUGGCGCGUUUUUACUGUAAACACUGUGAUUACCACAACAAAUCUGCUCGUAGUGUCAGUACUCAUUAUCAGAGGAUGCACCCUUACAUCAAAUUCAGCUUUAAGUACAUCCUGGACCCAGAGGACCAGAGCGCUGUCUUCCGCUGCUUGGAGUGCUACAUUGAGUACACAAACUACAAUGACCUACACCAACACUACAUGGAUCACCAUCCAGAAGCCAGCAACGUGCUCAACUUUAACCAGCCCAAUUUAGUGUACAUGUGUCGCUUCUGUUCAUACACAAGCCCCAAUGUGCGAAGCCUAAUGCCCCACUACCAGCGAAUGCAUCCCACUGUGAAGAUCAACAAUGCCAUGAUCUUCUCCAGCUACGUUGUUGAGCAGUCGCAUAAGUCUGGUGAGUCACAAACUCUAAGGGAGAUAUUAAACUCUGGCCCAAAAAUAUUUAACUCAGCUACGUCCACUCCAAAGUCCUCUUCGAGCCCACUGCUUAAAGCAGUGCCCAAGACUCCUGAAUCAGGUGUGGAGGUGGAUCCCCUCAAGGAUGCAAUGGCCGGCAGUGUUGUUGUCUACGAUUGUGACAUGUGUUCCUUUUCCAGCCCCAACAUGCACUCUGUUUUGGUCCAUUAUCAAAAGAAACACCCCGAACAAAAGGCAUCUUACUUCCGCAUACAGAAAUCUAUGAAAGUUGUUUCGGUGGAUCAACCUGUUGCUAAUGCCUCGUUUAAUUUGAACAUGUCAAGUACCCCAAAAAAAUCAAGCGCGGCACUUUAUGGAUUAGAUGAGGAUAUGUUCUACUGCAAACACUGUGUAUAUAGCAACAAAUCUGUUGUGGGCGUGUUGGUGCAUUAUCAAAAGAGACAUCCAGAAGUAAAAGUGACAGCCAAAUAUAUAAAACAUGGAGCCCCCACUCCGGGUUUGUUGAAACUAAUUGAUGAAUUACAAAUAGCAGCGCCCAAGCAGUUUAUGACGCAGUUUGCAAACAAUGGUCACGAUGGUUCCAGCAACUCAAGUCCUAAACCUGGAAGUGGAGAUAAAUGUGAGGAUGAACUGUUCUUCUGUCAACACUGCGAUUACGGCAACCGGACAGUUAAAGGGGUGCUGAUUCAUUAUCAGAAGAAACACAAGGAAACUAAAGCAAAUGCUGACCUUGUGCGACGUCACACGGCUGUUGUCCGCAGUCAGCGUGAGCGCGCGCAGUCUAGCAGCGUUCCUUCCGCCACCAUUCCGGCUCCUCCCGACCCCGAAAACACUGCACCGCUACGUUCCCUGAAGUGCAGACACUGUCCCUACACAUCCCCUUAUGUGUACGCCCUCAAGAAGCAUCUCAAAAAGGAUCACCCAACGUCUAAGGCCACAACCUUGACCAUUUUACACUGGGCUUACCAAGAUGGCAUUCUUGAGGCAGGCUAUCACUGUGAAUGGUGCAUUUACUCCCACUCUGAACCCCAAGGCCUGCUUCUUCAUUACCAAAGACGCCACCCGGAGCAUAAUGUAGACUACGCCUACAUGGCCAGCAAGCUCUGGGCCGGACCAGAGACCACUCCACAAGGGGGUAACCUUGAAACAAAACAUUACAAAUGUAAGGACUGUGCCUUUGAGGCUUGCACAAUAUAUGACAUAACUAGCCACUAUCAGGCAGUGCACCCCUGGGCGAUCCAAGAGGACGAAUCUGUUAUUUUGGAUAUCAUUAAAGGAAACACUUCAGCUGAUAAGACCCCAAAAGAAAACACAUCUUUCAAAAGCCAGUCCGUUGAGGAUGAUGGCGCUCUGUACAUUGUCACCCCACCUCGAGAGAGCAACCCCAAUCCCACUCACCCACGUCUCUCCAUUUCCAAUAAUCCCUAUCAGUGCACAGUGUGUCUGUCCGAGUACAACAGCCUCCAUGGCCUCCUGACACACUAUGGCAAAAAGCACCCCGGUAUGAAAGUCAAAGCUGCAGAUUUCGCACAGGAGGCAGACAUCAAUCCGAGCUCUGUGUAUAAAUGUCGCCACUGCCCCUACGUGAACUCCCGCAUCCACGGCGUCCUCACCCACUACCAGAAAAGACACCCCUUAGUGAAAGUCACGGCAGAGGAUUUUGCUAAUGACAUAGAGCAAAUCUCAGACACAAAUGAAGCAGAAGACAAGAACAAGACUCAAAGGCAGGGCUAUGGCGCGUACAGGUGUAAAAUGUGCUCGUAUACACACGGCACACUGGAAAAACUCAAAAUUCACUAUGAGAAAUACCACAAUCAGUCUGUGACAGAGAUUUUCACACCCGGGUUGACAAAUUUCUCAGUCAGCCAAGACACAGAACCGGUAGCGGAAUGUAGUGCUGGUCAUACUUCAAGCGCAGGGAAAAUUCAGGAGGUCAAUGAUGUGGACUUCACCCUGUCUCACGCAUCCAUCAAUAAGCCAGAGAAGCAUGCCGUGUUCAAGUGUCAGCUCUGCAAAUACUUCUGCUCCACCCGGAAAGGCAUCGCUCGCCACUACCGCAUCAAGCACAACAAUGUGCGUGCUCAGCCGGAGGGUAAAAACAACGUCUUCAAAUGUGCGCUGUGUUCGUACACCAAUCCCAUUCGCAAGGGCCUGGCAGCACACUACCAGAAGCGCCACGAUAUCGAUGCUUACUAUACCCACUGCCUGGCUGCUUCCAAGACUAUGACUGAGAAGCCAAACAAAGUAAUAUUAACACCAUCCUCCGAGCAGGAGAAUUCAGAAAUGAGCGAAGAAGUGCGCUUGGCCGUAGAGAGGAGAAAGUGUUCUCUUUGUCCCUUCCAGGCCUUUAGCAGAAAGAGCAUUGUGUCGCACUAUAUCAAACGCCAUCCGGGUGUCUUCCCCAAGAAGCAGCAUGCUAGCAAGCUCAGUCGCUACUUUACUGUCAUUUAUGCCAAAGAACCUGAGAAAACGGAUGAUAGUGAAGGUGAAAACAAGGAAGCGUUGGACGACGCCCCGGAUCCAGAGCAAGAUGGGGACUGCCUGCCCUUUAAGUGUCUCAAAUGUUUCCGGUUGUCCUUCAGCAACGGCCUGCUGCUAUCUAUGCACUACAAUGACUACCACAGGACAGACUUCAAAAGAGACUUUGCCGUGUCGCCGGACCCCGUGGAUGAUGACGACGCGUCAGAGUCAUUCCAGUGUUCCCAUUGCGAGCUGAAGUUUCUGUCUCUACCCGAUCUUGCCUCGCAUCUGCUCAACCACAACGAAGAGUUUCAGAAGAGGGCCACUCGGCAUGAGAGGAGACGACAGCUUCUCAACAAACAGAAAUCAGCAGAUGUACCCGAGAGCAAGUCUGAAAAGGAAAGCUGUGCAAACAAAGCUCCUAUAGGCUUCAGGUGUAACUUCUGUGUGGAGGUGCAUACAACCAUCCGAGCUAUAUGCAAUCACCUGAGGAAGCAUGUCCAAUAUGGAGAGGUCAAAGAGGGACAUGUCAAGCAGGAAGUCAGCGAGGUGGCCCUCACCAUGCCAUCGGAGAGACUCGUUAAUGGUGGUGCAGUGGAGGAUGAAGCCGGAAACGAACGACCCGAAGACGCCACAAAGGGUGUCGCUACACCGGAGUCUGAUGCUGUUGAGGGGAAGUCUUCAGCACUCAAGCAACGGCUAGCGACGGGGGGCCACCCGUGUGCGCAGUGCGAUCGGGUCUUCAUGUCCAUGCAGGGUCUCCGCUCCCACGAGAGGAGCCACUCCGCCAUGGCCAUGAUCAUCAGAGAGGACAAGUAUAGCUGCCACUACUGCCAGUUUGUCUCACCCUUCAGACACAAUCUGGACAGACACAUGCAGUCUCACCACGGACACCACAAACCCUUCAAGUGCAAACUCUGCCCCUUUAAGUCCGCCUACGUGAGCCGCUUGAAGAGCCACCUCCACAAGGCACACACUGGUGAGCAGCACACAUAUAAGUGCUUGUCCUGCCCUUUCUCCUCCAUGACCAUCAGCCAGUUAAAAGAGCAUUCUUUGCAAGACCACGGCGAAGCCCUCACCCUUCCCAAACUGCGGGCUGCCACGCAGGCUGCACACAACGCUCUUAGGACCCCUACCCGAUCGACCACCAAUGCAGAGAACAGCCCCUUGACUCCAGAGGAGACUUCAUAUUGGGAACCGGCGGACGUCCAAGAGCAGCUCAGCCAUUACCAGAUUGCCUCUCGAACUCACACGUCUCCCAGCGACCAUCGGCCCGACAGCAUCCUCACCUGCGAGUUCUGCGAGUUCAGCUCUGGCUACAUGCAGAGCCUGCGGCGACACUACCGAGACCGCCACGGUGGCAAGAAGCUCUUUAAAUGCAAAGACUGCCCCUUCUUCACUUGCUACAAGAAUACUUUCACCUUGCACGUGGAGGCAGGCCACAGCAACAACAACAACAACAACGUGCAGGAGGAUGUCCAGAAAGACCUCCGCUGCCCUCUCUGUCUUUAUCACACCAAAUACAAAAGCAGCAUGAUCGACCACAUUGUCCUGCACAGAGAGGAGCGCGUAGGUCCAAUGGAAGUGAAUCGCUCCAAGCUAUCGCGUCACCUCCAAGGCAUGGUGUUCCGCUGCCACAAGUGCACGUUCACAUGCUCCAGCGACCACGCCCUGCAGAUGCACCUGCACAAGCACGCCGAGCUCAAGCCUUACCGCUGCCAGCUUUGCUACUACGACAGCCGCCGCCGCAGCCAGCUGCAGGAGCACCUUCGCGUCGAGCACAAAGUCAUCCGGAACUUCGAACUGAUGGGCCGCGUCAACUUAGACCAGCUGGAGAUGAUGGACGAGCAGGAAAACAGCAGCGAGGAAGAGGAGGAGGAGCUGCACAAGCAGCAGCCGCAGCUGGUGCAAGGGGAGGGACAAGAGGAGGAGCAGGGCAACACCAUGGAGCUGUCAGUAGACAAACAUGAGGCUGCUGCUGCAACGGAGGAGGAUGAAGUCAUGGAGAUGACAGAGAGCCCGAAAGAGGAAGAGGGAGGCGUAGAGGAUGACGAGCGGGAGGGCACCAUCAAAGAGGAAGAGGAGGAAGAUGAUGAAUUCAAAGACGCUGCAGAAGAAAGGCCUGUACUACAAGAAGUCCUUGCUUCCCCAACGAGGAGCAGCAGCAGCAGCAGCAGCAGCAGUAGUAGCAGUAGUAGUAGUGGCAGUAGUAGCAGCAGCAGCAGCGGCGGAGAGAAGCGUCUUCCCUGCGAAUUCUGUGGACGCUGCUUCACUAACAAUCUAGAGUGGGAGCGCCAUGUCCUUCGCCAUGGAAUGAUGGUGAACAAAAGCCAAAUGGAUUCCAGCGCAAAUUCCAACACGGACGCCUCCGCCCCAUCCUCCCUCUCUUCCACUUCCAUCGACACCGGACUGGAACUUUUAACCAACCAGGACGAGGACCAUAACCCUUCGGCCAUUUCACCGAGUAAGCCCAUGGACGCAGAGUCGGUCGACGCAAAAAAGGAUCAACAGUCUGAUUGACUCAAUUAAGACUUUUGAAGGUUAGGUUCAAAUAAGAUGUUAAAGGAAAAAAAACACAAUAUACAAUUGAAAAUGUUUUAUGAGUUGGCACGUCAUUAGAUUGUGUGUUAUAUAUAUAUGUGUAUAUAUAUAUAUGUAUAUAUAUUUAUAUAUGUGUAUAUAUAUGUAUAUGUAUAUAAUUUUAGGUUGUUCUGCUUGAAAAAAAAUAAAAAGCUGGCAGUCCCCUAGGACAGAUUUUAAUAUAUUGGUAACCAAUAGUGAACUUUAUUGCUGACAUUCUGGUCAAAAAGUACAGUGAAAUAUGCCACCUAUCUAUAUCAAAAGUAUUUAUAUCAUGACAAUGUUGCCCCAAAAUGAUAUUCCAAAUUGAGCUCAUUUGAAGCACCUUUGACACUUACAUGAAAAAAAUAACAACUGAAAUGUAGAGAGGAUACUUUUACCUUAAAUUCUUCCUAUUCCAAGCCUUGUUGAAACAUGUAGUUAGGCUCGCACCUUAUCUAUUUUAUUACUAAUCCUUGUUGGUAGAAACAAUUGACCUCCCCUCGCGUUUUGUAGCAAAUUGCUAUCUUUAGAUCCUUUAUGAUAUAAUCAUUAUACUACGUAUAAGCCUUCAGCUCUUAAGUGUUUGGACUGUACUGUUUAUGAGGAUUGUUCAGUAAUAUCACAAAUUUCGUUCCACUAUGUGCUCGAUGGAUAUACACAAUGACGACAUAUUGAUGUCUGAUCCACGCAGCUACAUAAUUAAAAUUUUGGAGAAUAGUAGGCUUUUUGGCUGGACUGCAGGUUAGCGUGCUACAUGAGGUGCUAAAGGUUGCACUUGUCUUUUUGGCAAAGAUUUGAUCCAUUCCUUGAAGCAUUUUAGGAUGAAAUGAGCACACUACUUGGCUGUAAUCAGUCGACUUGUUGUUGAUUUAGUCAUCUAAAUCCAUGGCAAGUAUUAUUAAAACAUUCAACAAUUUAUAUUUUGAUAGUUCACAUUCCGUACAGAAAGUAGUGUUGCGCUGAUACCAUUAUUGGUACUGAUACGGCAAUAAAAUUGAGUCAUCGGUAUCUGGGAGUACCAAGAAAUAAUGUGCCGAUGUAAAUGUACUUUUCGAUAGUUUUCAACCACUGGUCGCCUCACUCAAGAUGGCCGCCAGCUACGCAUGCCAACGGGAAUAAAAGGGGCGCUUGUCGCCUUUCCUAGGAUGAUGAUAGACAUCCAAUUGUGUGGCGACCAGUCAUCUUUCUGCUGUGAAUUUCAAAGGGUUUAUUACUAGUAGCUGUCCAAUUCAUUUGAACUAGGAGGGGUCUGCCAACCCUCCCACUUCAAACGACCAAGCCGUGAUAGUAAUUAUUUUACAUUCAAGUGACUUUCCAGUAAUUUCGUUUUUAAAAAAGGUAUAUAUUUACAGUAUCGAAAUCAGCCAAUACCACAGAAAUCAGAAUUUGUAUCUGGAACCCAAAAAAUGUUAUUGGUGCAACACCACAAGACAGUUGAUUUUUAAACAAGCUUGUGAACAGAAAAGUUUAAAUUGUGUUGUUUUGACAGUUAGCCUCCAUUUUGAAACCCGGCCCAAAAGGCUUGUUCUUUUCAUUACUAAAGACGUGAAGGGAAACUAUGUUACGAAGUUUACUGCACAGAUACUAUAUAUUUUUUUUAAUUUAUUUUGAUGCACACACCACAUAUGCAGACCAAGCUACAUAUUCAUUAGCUUCACCAUGGCUACUGGAAGUUAGCGCUCUGAAAAUGAAGUUAAUUCUAUAAUAAAGUAUUCCUACGAAACUUAAUACUAAAAUAUAAAUACAUUUGACUGCCGGUCAUGUUUUAGGAACUCUAAAUUUUCCGUUUCUAGCUAGUGGUCCUCUGUUUACCAUGCGGUAAAGUACAACGCUGUAGUUUUUCACCAAGCUAACCUCUUUUUUAGCCUAUUAGUUGCUAGAAGCCCCCCCACCCCCCACCUUUGAACUCCUGUGUUAGCGUUAAAUAACAUAGAAAGGCAAGUACAACCUUGAUGAAAAACCUCAUUUAUUUUACUGGGAUAUAAUUCAAACAAGCGUCACCUCUCCCUCCUAUGUCAACUUAUUAUCUGUAUUUGUGUGCUUCUUUUAGUAACAGUUAAUGAAGAAAACAAAACAAAAAAAAAAGCAUAGAUUGUAUUUGUGUUGAAAGUUGCUGCUCGAAUGCCCUGAAGCCUUAUUAAGAGGAAAUGAAACGGAGCAAUCAGACCUUCAUCAAAACCCCAAAUAAGUGACGUUUAUUGUAAAAAAAUGUUUGAUGUUUAACUACGUUUCAGCCGACUAGUUCUCAAACCUGCUGUGUUGCACUGCUGUUUGUGUCUUUCCGUUAAUUGGGAGGAUAUACGCUUACAUUGUCCCAAAUUGAGUUAGUAUCCGUGUCCAGAAAACAAAAGCUACUUUAAGGAAAGCUAUGCUAAUGUCUGUUCCGCCCCAUUCAGCUUUGAAAAAUUUUCAUUUUUUUGCUACGAUAGUGAAAUCAUCCCAGACUGUUACACAAACCCCGUUAACAAAAGGUUGCAUAAGAAGCUUGAUGUCGUGCCCCCAUUCAGUGUUAUGCCGUACAUACAGAACAGUAGAAAAAUUAACAAUAUACAGUCCGUAUAAAGUGGGCUUUACAUUGAUAGAACAUUCAUGAGUCAACUCAUCAAUCAGUAGAAAUCUGGGUCCAGGUAAUCCUGAACAUUUGUAUCCUUCAUCAUGUGUCCGUAUUUGGCGCAAGGUGGGAAUGUGUCGGCCCUUAUGUGCUCGUCUUUUUCCUGACUUUAGCGUAGCUUCAUAGCGGUCCGUUCGGUGCGGAGUUCUCGUUGCCCAGUUAGACCUUUUCCUAAUGUAAGAAACCAGAUGUCCAGACAAUCUGGGAAUUUGAGGCCCUUGAACCUAUAUAUUUUUUUGUGAAUUUGUGAUCAUUUUAAAUAGUUUGUGACUAAGAAUCUCCCUCACUGUGUGAUCACAGUACAGUGCUGACUGUAAAAAGAGAAAAAAAAUCCUGCUUGACCCAAAGUUUUGAGUCCCUACUGACAAAACACUGGAUAUAUACUUUGUACAUACAUUUUUUUCUUUGAUUCAUAGGUUGACACUAGAAUCUGUCCUUCUAUGCCUUUUUCUUCCUGUUUCAAUCUAAAUCCCAGGAUUUGGUGGGUUGUGAUCGUUGCCUAGGAUGAUUGUUUACAAUUUGUCCAUGUUAUCUCUGGAUAUUCUGUACAUAUUGUAAUUCAUUGUCUUUUUUUAACUUGAUAAUAAAGUUAUCAGAUAACUCAU
Molecule: messenger RNA, 11207 nt
Organism: Corythoichthys intestinalis (scribbled pipefish)
Lineage: Eukaryota; Metazoa; Chordata; Actinopteri; Syngnathiformes; Syngnathidae
Gene: znf462
Product: zinc finger protein 462
Exons: 13
Coding region: 489-7949 (2486 amino acids)
Biological process (GO): positive regulation of transcription by RNA polymerase II
Cellular component (GO): nucleus
Source: RefSeq, a predicted model, not a curated record